Anopheles marshallii is the source of this 1698-nucleotide messenger RNA. RefSeq lists its product as uncharacterized. The transcript has 7 exons. The record is from RefSeq and is a predicted model, not a curated record. Gene Ontology annotation, cellular component: membrane. Gene Ontology annotation, molecular function: extracellular ligand-gated monoatomic ion channel activity. Gene Ontology annotation, biological process: monoatomic ion transport. Lineage: Eukaryota; Metazoa; Arthropoda; Insecta; Diptera; Culicidae. Bases 1 to 1698 code for a protein of 565 amino acids.
AUGAGUCACACAAACCCUACCGUAUUGGGAGCGAUCCUGAUGUUGGCCCUAGCUAUUGAAUGCCACGCCGUAACGCGGUACAAUGUCAGCUUUGACGAAUUGCACAAAUGCAAGCAGCACAAUGCUAUCAAUGGGUACAACUAUCGAGCAUUCUUCAAACUGCAUGAACUACAGCAUCAUCAUCUAACUGACCCCGACCUAAUGGUCGACCUGCAAAUGUAUGUGCUGGCCCCUCGCGAUGGUCAUAUCCUGCUGUCGGAACAGAACAAAACCUUGGGAACAGCAGUGGAAAUAGUACUCGGUGGUGGUGGAAAUACAUUUUCACAGAUACGUUUCGGCCAGAAGGGAUCUCCGUUAAGAACGAAGGCGACUAUCGGGCUGCUAUCACCGAUUGAACCACUUCCUGUACGGGUACGUAUCUAUGCAGGAGGCCAGAUCAGGAUACACGCUGGCAAUCUUACGGACGAACCAUUCAUGGAAACGAUGAUACCGAGCAAGAAUUUCAAUGAAUUAAGAUACGUCAGUUUUACUACCUGGGGAACAGCAUUGGCAAAAUGGUUCUAUGAUUGUCCACUGCCUUCAAACGCUACCAACGGUACGGUGAUGAUUGACGGUAACGAGCUAGAGCAAGAGUACGAUGGGAAGCAACGUUUGCUGGACCAUUUGGCGAAGGUUCCGCGGUGGAUUGACCCACCGGAUAACUUUACGGGCGUCGUAAUUCAACACAUGUACGUAAAAGGAUUCGUUUACGAUCAGACAACUAACCAGAUCGAGCUUUCGGGAUCCAUGGGCCUGGCAUGGGAAGAUCAACGCUACAGCUGGAAUGCAUCCCACUUCGACAAUACCAUUUUUGUUGGUGACGUCUGCCAUACGGUCUGGAUACCGUCCUUCGAACCGUUGAGCCUGUUUACGGGAACGUCCUUCAUGUGCUACCUCACAGAUAACGGUAUUAUGGGUGUCGAAUUCUUGGAGUUUACGUGGAUCAAUUUCUGUACACUUUCGGAGAGUUACCGGUGGCCGUACGAUACAAACACCUGCAAGCUACAACUGCUAGCGGCCAGCCAUGAAAGGAAUGUACCUAUACGUUUAACAAUGGGAAGUAUACAAUUCGAUCCGAAUUUCGAACAGACGGAAUGGUCCCUCAAGUCCAUUGGUAAGCAUGAAACGGAACGGAGCAUUACGCCAUUUGGACAGCAACCAAUUCUCGAGCUGCACAUCGAAAUGAGCCGAAAAAGUGAUAUACAUUCCGUUUCGAUUCAUCCAUCAUACUUCGUGGGCAACUUGCUGAUAUCCAUUUCCUUCCUUGUCGAUGGGCGAUCGCGACUGUUGCUGAACUCGCUUGGUUUGAUCGUGCUGCUCAAUGCGUUUUUAAGCCUUUCCGCCAUCGUACCACGUACUGGAGUACCAAAACUAUACAUCUUUUUCCAGUGGUCACUUGUUUUUUACUCAAUGUCGACCAUUCUGUUCGUCAUCGAGAUGUGGUUGAAGAAAAUGCGCGCCAACAUACCAUCCGACUCCUGGAUUGGGCGAAUUAUAAGUUUCCGAGCCGUACGGUUUGUGCUCGCCAUGGAUCAAAGGAGUAACUAUAACACGUUAGAGCACAAAAACGUUCGAUGGGACGAAGUGACCUGCAUCCUGAAUCGACUCAUGAUGGUUGUUGUGCUGAUCGUGCUUGCAAUUGGAUUCACCAAACCGUGA